AUGGAAACUUUGAAUAAAACAUCCAAAGAAAAGCCAAGAAAUUUAUGGAAAACAGUUAAAUUUGAUGAUGAAUACCAAACUCAUGUUACUGUUUCUUCUAUUAAUUCUGCCAUUAAAUCAGGAGAGAUUGAUUAUAGAGUAAUUUAUAUGGACGAUAUAGAAAAAAGAAAAGAAACUUUUAAGGAAAAUUUUAUAAAUUGGACUAGUGGAAAUAAAGAUAUUGAUGAAUUAAUACAACAUUCGCAACUUAAUGCUGUACAUUCUCGAACAAGUCUUGAAUGGAUACCUUAUGAGAAAUUUCAAAAUGUCACUUAUAUUACCAGAGGAGGCUUUGGUAAAAUUUAUUCAGCUGAAUGGCCUGAAGGAAAUAUUUGGUAUUGGGACAUUGAAAAUCAAAAAUGGAUCCGAUCCACAAGUCGAAAAGUUGCAUUAAAAAGCUUGGAUAAUUCUUCCGAAAUUAGUACAGAUUUUUUAAAUGAGAUCAAAUCUUAUCUUCAGAUUUAUAUUUGGAGUAUUGUUUUCUGCUAUGGAAUAACUCAAGAUCCAAAUACCAAAGAUUAUAUGAUGGUUUCAUAUUAUUGUGAAAAUGGAAAUUUAAGAAAUUUCUAUUUAAAUAAUUCUAAUGAUAAUAUAAAACUUCAUAGAUUAUCAAGAAUUGCAAAUGGACUGUUAAAUAUCCACAAUGCUGAAAAAGUCCAUAAAGACUUUCAUUCAGGCAAUAUAUUGGAAGGUGGGGGUAUGUAUAUAAGUGAUUUAGGAAUGUGUCAACCAGCAAAUAAUAAAGAGGGAAAUCAGAUAAAAAAGAAGAAGGAGUUUAUGGAAUCAAAUGAAAAUAAGUCUGAAAGUAUUAAAACUCAUCCUCAAGCAAUCUAUACAAGUAGGCUUUUAAAUUUCAAAAAUCUUCCAGAACCAGUAAAUUCGUCAGAAUUAUCAUCAUUUCAAGUUAAUUCGGAUGUUCAAUUUAGCGAAUCAGAUCUCAAUAAAAUUAAUCAAGAAGAAGAAAAUUUGAAUGAUGAGUCUUAA
Molecule: messenger RNA, 1023 nt
Organism: Rhizophagus irregularis DAOM 181602=DAOM 197198
Lineage: Eukaryota; Fungi; Glomeromycota; Glomeromycetes; Glomerales; Glomeraceae
Source: RefSeq, a predicted model, not a curated record